Molecule: messenger RNA, 765 nt
Organism: Kwoniella botswanensis
Lineage: Eukaryota; Fungi; Basidiomycota; Tremellomycetes; Tremellales; Cryptococcaceae
Exons: 1
Coding region: 1-765 (254 amino acids)
Source: RefSeq, a predicted model, not a curated record
AUGAAGUUCCACGAACGACGAACGAUCGCGAAAAAACGACACUCGAGCGUAUCUGUGUUAGAGUGGAAAGAAGAUUUGGUUGAGGUUGAAGGGAUGAAAAGAGACUCGUACUUGGUAAAAUCGUUGUUUGAAGGUAUGAAUUUGAUCUCGGGUGACGGGGGAAACGGGGACAAAGAUGGAAAUGAGAGGGAAAAGGAGGAUGGCUUUGAGGAUGAAGACGGGGAUGAGGACGAAAGGGGAGUUGGAGAUAAGAAGGAAAGUGAGGACGGACCUGAAGAUUAUCCUGUUGAACUUGACCUCCAGGACGAGCAGUAUCAUCAUCGAUCAUUGUCAAAUACGAUUUUCUCUUCGCUUGAAGACGCUUUUUCGUCCGAUGAAGACGAGGAUGAUCUCAUUGUGAUUCCGAAAUACCCUAAAGAUGAGGACGACGACCACCAUAACAAUGACGAUGACGAUGACGAUGACGAUGAGGAAUUUCUUCAGAUCCCGAUAUCACCAUGGUUUGUCGAUCUUCCUACCAAAUCCUCACCAUUUGAAAACAUCUUGAAACCACUCAAAGACAAAAUCAAGAUUGAUUCCCGAACCAAUACCGAUAUCGAUAUUCAACAGAAAGAGGAGAUGGAUCGAGAGCAAGAAGAAACUCGUCGAACAUAUCAUGAUCUCUAUCCACCGAUAUACCAUGAAAAGAAGCCAAUCCCUCUUAGGGAUCCGUGGAGGUUGAGAUCCCCUGUUCAAAAGUAUCACUACCAUUAUACAAUCUGUUAG